GGCGGGACCAAGAGAGACUCGAGGCUUGUUUCCACAUCUGUACAAUGGUGUUGAGCAGAGUGACAGGUGCUGCCCCAGUGGGAGGAGACCCCACCUGCUUUGCUCCGGUGGGCAGCUUUGAUAGGAGGGAAUCCUCUGGACUCCAUUCAGUGUGUGGCAGCAUGUGCCACCCUGCAUCGUGCCAUCUUGUAUUGGAAAAGAACACAUUUUUCCUGUUUGGAUGUCUGACUACCCCUUCCUCAGAUGGCAAGACAAAGCUGAGAGUGUUCCUGGACAACCCACCCAGUGGUGUGGUGAGAGACAAUGUGCCCUGCAAUUGGCUAAACAAUGAUUUCCUGUGGAGGAUAUCAGCUUUUCAUAGUUUCCGCCUGCUUCUCCAUCAGUCUUCAGGCCAUUGGCCAGUGAGCAGCAAACCAGGUGCAGACAGCUGGGCUUGUUGAAAUGUUAGCUUCUCAGGAGGCUGGAAGACCUUGGCUCCUCACCUGUCCCCCACAAGGUAGGACCUGCCGUGGAGGAAGGAACCAGACCAGGUGUUGGCUAAGUUCGAGGUUUUAAGAAAGCCCGAGGGCCAGGAAGCAUCCCCAGGAGAAGCCCUUCCUGUGAGCCGCUGGAACCUUCUGGUCCUAGAGGUGAAGCUGAAACCUGCCCUGGACCUAUGACCCGUGGCUUUGCUCCCAGCCUGCCCAUCGAGUUCCACAAGAUGGGCUCCUUCCGCAGGCCCAGACCACGUUUCAUGAGCUCUCCGGUGCUUAGCGACCUGCCCCGAUUCCAGGCCGCCCGUCAGGCUCUACAGUUGAGCUCCAACUCAGCCUGGAACAGUGUCCAGACUGCUGUGAUCAACGUUUUCAAAGGGGGUGGCUUGCAAAGCAACGAGCUGUAUGCACUGAAUGAAAACAUCAGGCGGCUACUGAGGAGUGAACUCGGAUCCUUCAUUACAGACUACUUCCAGAACCAGCUUCUCGCAAAAGGCCUGUUCUUUGUGGAGGAGAAGAUCAAGAUGUGUGAAGGUGAAAAUCGCAUUGAGGUUCUGGCUGAAGUCUGGGACCACUUCUUCACUGAGACUCUCCCCACCCUGCAGGCCAUAUUUUAUCCAGUUCAGGGUCAGGAGCUGACCAUCCGCCAGAUCUCCCUACUGGGCUUCCGAGACCUGGUUCUGUUGAAGGUGAAGCUGGGUGACCUGCUGCUGCUGGCCCAGUCCAAGCUGCCCUCGUCCAUUGUCCAGAUGUUGCUCGUCCUGCAGAGCGUUCAUGAGCCCACGGGCCCCAGCGAGGGUUACUUGCAGCUGGAGGAGCUGGUGAAGCAGGUGGUUUCUCCCUUCCUCGGCAUCAGCGGGGACCGGGGCUUCUCAGGCCCCACACACACGCUGGCCAGGCGGCACUCCCGGGUCCGGCCCAAGGUGACUCUCCUGAACUAUGGCUCCCCGAUGACCACAGCCAGCCGGCCUCUGAAUGAGAUGGCCCUGACCCCACUAACGGAGCAGGAAGGCGAGGCCUACCUGGAGAAGUGUGGCAGCGUCCGGCGGCACACAGUGGCCAAUGCCCACUCGGACAUCCAGCUGCUGGCCAUGGCAACCAUGAUGCACUCGGGCUUAGGGGAGGAGGCUGGCAGUGAGGACAAGUGCCUGCUCCUGCCACCCAGCUUCCCCCCGCCACACCGGCAGUGCUCCAGUGAGCCCAACAUCACUGACAGCCCCGAUGGCCUGGAGGAGGUGGCAGGAGACAGCCAGGAGGACUCAGAGCUGAAUUGUGCAUCUCUCAGCUAAGCCACCACUGCCAAGACUUCCAGCUGCUGCUUUGCAACCUGGAUGAGGAUCAUCCCAUGGGCCACCAAGGGGUUCUACUGUGGGCCAGGCCUGGUCUAAAUGCCCUAGGGGGAAUCCCUUGAUACAGACCUCUUCAGGAUGGGCACUGUGACCAGCUCUUGAUAGCCACACAGACCCAACUGCCCGCUGUUCACUUCCAGAGCUCAGGCCUGGCCCCCCAGACUCACAGUCUCAUCUCUGGGCCUUUCGGAUCUCGAGCUACCUGAGGUGCCCAAGCAUACAUCCCACUGCUCCUGGCAUCGCUGUGGACCACACACCAAACCCUCAGGAAUGUGCUGCCCUUUGCAGCUCCCCCUAGGCUCCCUGUGAUGCAGGGGCUUAGGGGUGCAGAGGUGGUAGAGCGGCACCUGUACCCCCUCUCGUAUGUGGCUGAGAGGAAGCCCUGCCACGUGCCUUCCUUGCUGUAGCUUCUCAGAGUUCCUGGGAAAGUGCUGCCCCGCUGGUGCCCGGGAGUCUGUCCUCACCUGCAUCCAGAUCCUGUGUGCUGCUCACACAAAGGCCUUGGCUUCCGUCCCAGGAGGCCCCCAGGCGGCAGCAGUCCUGUCUUUCAUGAAGCCUCAGCAUUUUCCUCUUGGGCUUCCUCCCAAGCCCCAGGAAUUCACCUCUGCAGGAGGAGCUGCUGCCUUCACCCCUCUCUCAUUUCAGAAACGGAUCAAUUUCCCGUCAUGGGUGUUAAGGGUCUGGGCACCAACGGAAGAGUCUGUAUACCUGGAUUUGACUUGAAUUUUUAAAAUGUAUAAUGUUUCACAAAAUCCUUUGCAAGUAUUUGCACGUAGGAUCUUGCACUGUUCCUUUCCAAGGGCCAGGGGUUGGGAUGUUUCCUUCAAACCAAGCAACAAGCAGUCCCGAUGGGAAAGGAGACUGGAAGUGAUUCAGGACAAAAUGAUCUGUGGUGGGCAGGGCUCCUGUGUCACUGAGCUCUGGGAGCAGCGGGACUCGAAUCCAGAAUGGCCUGUGUGUGUGAGUGUUGUGGUUUCCAGGAAAAGCUGCACCAGGAAGGGGACUCAGUUUGCCUGAAGAGCAGAGAACCACGCCGAUGGAAUGUGCCAGUGCUUCAGCUAGGGCAUGUGGGCAGGACUUUCUGGAGGAAUGAUUAUUCCCUGUGAUGAAAGACAUGUCUGGAAUUUCAAACAUGUGAGGUCUCAAGAUGCUAUUUGGGGCAGCAGGCGUUGGUCCUGUGCUAUGUCCGCAACCUUGCUGCCUCUUGGUCUGCGGGUUUUUUAUUCACCUUGGAUUCCUGUCCUCUUCUUUGUAGUUGUUGGCCUCCCUUGACAACAGGAACCCCCCCCACACACACACACAAAGAGGGAAGGCUCCUCCUGGCCCUUUGGAAAGUUUGCUGGUGAAGUCUCCAGGUGAGAGCCUGUGACUUCUGGCAAGGCAGGCAGAGGCUCAGGUGAAGCUGUCCACGGAGGAAGCCCCCUAGGCUCAUCUAAACUCCGAUGGCAUUUCCCUGCUGGGUAAAGAUCUGAAAUAAGUCUAGCAUGGUGCUCUGGAUGGCUGCGACUUGGACAUUUUGCUUCAAAAUUGUUUUAUUUUCAUCCCUUUAAGGGAAUGAGAGAAGAAAAAAAAUCCAAAGGAGAUCAAAUGAGAAUUUUGAAUGGAAAAAUAAUAUCUGUGUAUUUGUCAAAUAAAAUCUACAAAUUGACUAAUGUGCAUUAGCAAGUGGAAAUUCAGUAGGUAAUGGCAUGAUUUAUUUAACUGAUGGCUUCUGUCCUUGCAAGUACACUCAGCCUGCACUUGAAUCUAGUAUUUAUUGAUCUAGGCAGAGUAAUCGAUCAUGCUUGGGUUUGCUUUUUUAGUUUACAAGGUUAAUGAUAUAUGGGUUUUAAAUGCCUUUUCCACAUCUGAGGAAGAGAGCAGUCAUCAGUGUAGUAUAUGAGCUCUCAGGCUGAGAACAGGAGUGUCAGCUGCUAGUGAGUGUUAGCCAGUGGAUGACUUUCCCUUUGUACACAGGUGGUAUUUGUUCAGUACAUAUUUCUGAUCGUACACAUAGAGCUUCUCUGGAUGUUUCUAGGUGUGUUAGCCAUCCAAUCUAUUGCAAGAGAGAUCGCUGUAGUGGUUUUUACCAGUUUUGCUGCCCUUUAUGAGAUGAAGAUUCAUGGUCAUCACUUAUGCUCUGUUUUCCUGUGUCUGAGAUUUAAUGACAGGAAGCCAUUGCAACUCUCAACUCUGAAUGGGCUCCCAAACAAAAAAUCUUUCAUGUUGUCUGUUUGCAAGAUGGAUUUAAUAAACAUCAAUUUGUACAGGUUACCCUGGUCUCACGCUGAGUGCCUCAAGUGUGUCGUGAUUGAGUUUGCAAGCGAGGCAGUCAAAUUAGAUCUUGAUGCGUCUUGGCCUCAGGCUCCCUACACCCACUUGCCUGCUACCUUGUUCCUUUUCC
Messenger RNA from Lepus europaeus (European hare), 4205 nucleotides. RefSeq names its product proline rich 5 like (gene PRR5L). Bases 656 to 1762 code for a protein of 368 amino acids. Gene Ontology annotation, cellular component: TORC2 complex. The record is from RefSeq and is a predicted model, not a curated record. NCBI's taxonomy places the organism in Eukaryota, Metazoa, Chordata, Mammalia, Lagomorpha, Leporidae. The transcript is spliced from 12 exons. Gene Ontology annotation, biological process: TORC2 signaling.